AUGGAGAGUGUGAGUGCUGUGUCAGCGCUGGCCAACCAAUCGCUGCUCACCAACUCCUCCCUGCUUCCCUCCCACCAGUGGACGAGGUCACUGGAGUACAGCGAUGCAGAGCUGGUGUUGCUUGGUGUUGUUAUGGCCAUAUUGGUACUGGCCAUAGUCUUUGGCAACAUGAUGGUUAUCACGGCUAUCCUGCGGUUCCAGCGUCUACAGACUGUCACCAACCUCUUCAUUGCAUCACUGGCCAUCGCUGACCUCAUCAUGGGUGUGGUUGUGGUCCCCUUUGGUGCCAGCUACAUCUUGCUGGGCGCCUGGCACUUCGGGAGCUUCAUGUGUGAGCUGUGGACGGCAGCCGAUGUGUUAUGCGUGACAGCCAGUAUUGGGACACUGUGUGUGAUCGCUCUAGACCGCUACUUAGCCAUCACCUCACCACUCCGCUACCCAACACUGCUAACCAGGGGUCGGGCCAUCGGGGCAGUCCUCGGGGUAUGGGGAGUGGCCUUCCUCAUCUCCUUCCUGCCCAUCCAUAUGAAGUGGUGGGUGUCAAAAGAGGAAGAGGCCAUCCGCUGCUUGGCCGACGAGUACUGCUGCGACUUCAAUACCAAUGCACCGUAUGCAGUGUCUUCCUCGAUUGUGUCUUUCUACUUACCUCUGGUGGUGAUGGUGUUCCUGUACAGCCGGGUCUUUCAGGAGGCCCACAAGCAGCUGAAGAAGAUCAGGGGGCGGGAAGGCCGCUUCUAUCACUUGCAUCACACCACACAGAUGGACGAUCACAAUGACCAACAUGCAACGGACACAUUAAGGAUGGGAGGACAAGCGGGAAGUGAUGGACAGCAGAACCAGAAUCCAACAGGCAGGGACAUCACAGUGGGAGAAGGAAUAGCAGCAAAGGGAGGCAGAGGAGGAGGAAGGAACAGAGCAAAUGAAGGGGCAAACAGAAAACACAACGUAGGAGAGAACAGACAAAAGGCCGAAAAAGGGGAAGGCAAAUAUUUGGCGACAAAGCGUCAGAAGUUCUGCCUGAAGGACCACAAGGCCGUGAAAACUCUGGGCAUCAUUAUGGGCACCUUCACCCUGUGCUGGUUGCCCUUCUUCAUCCUCAACAUCCUAAUGACCUUCCUCGACCUGGGCAACAUUACCUUGCUCUUCAGACUACUCAACUGGCUGGGUUACUCCAAUUCGGCCUUUAACCCACUCAUCUACUGCCGCAGCCCCGACUUCAGGCAUGCCUUUCAGGAAAUAUUGUGUCUGAGGGGGAAGGGGAACUCAAGAUGUGGGAGAGGUAGGAGAGGAGAUGACACCUACAGCAAACGCCCGUGCAGGACUACGGAGGGCAAAGAGAUGGAUCGUGUCAUGGGGAGCAACAAGUUGGACCGUCACCGGGGGUCACGGUGGAAAGGCAGUCUAGAAAGCUGCACCCCAGAGAGCUCUCUGUCUCAGGCUCCGCCCACCCCCUCCAUUGGGAACCGGGCUAUUGAAGUGACCCCACGUUCUCUGUCCGACUGGCAGGCCGACAGCUCCAUAAAUGGGAGCUCUGAGGGAAAUUUGGCUUCUGUUGUUUGA
Messenger RNA from Lampris incognitus (smalleye Pacific opah), 1560 nucleotides. RefSeq names its product beta-2 adrenergic receptor-like. The transcript has 3 exons. Bases 1 to 1560 code for a protein of 519 amino acids. Gene Ontology annotation, molecular function: norepinephrine binding; beta2-adrenergic receptor activity. The record is from RefSeq and is a predicted model, not a curated record. Gene Ontology annotation, cellular component: membrane. Gene Ontology annotation, biological process: negative regulation of smooth muscle contraction; adenylate cyclase-activating adrenergic receptor signaling pathway; norepinephrine-epinephrine-mediated vasodilation involved in regulation of systemic arterial blood pressure. Lineage: Eukaryota; Metazoa; Chordata; Actinopteri; Lampriformes; Lampridae.